AUGGCGGCCAAGCCCUCCGCCAGCACCAUUCCCUUCCGGACGCGCUCCCCGACCCGAAGCACCUCACGCACCGCAGUCCGAACCUUUUACGUCCUCCUCGCCCUCCUGUUGCUCUGGCAAUUCCGCUCCCUCUCGAACCGCUCCUCGCCCGCCGACCCCACAUCCUCUCCCUCUUCCUCGCUCCCACCGCCGCCGUCGUCGCAAACCCCCGCGAACGGAACCUGCCCGGAGAUCCCGGGCAUCGCGGACGUCUUCGUCGUCGUCAAGGCCGGCGUCGUCGAGCACCGCACCAAGCUCCCCGUGCACUUCUCGACGACGCUGCGCUGCGUGCCGCGCUACGCCGUCUACUCCGACUACGCCGAGACCAUUGGCGGCGGCCACGCCGUGGCCGACGCGCUCGAGGGCGUCGACCUCUGGAAGGUCGCGCCGCGCGCGGAUGCCGAGUUCUACGAUCGGCUGCGGCGUGACGGCGGGCAGGCGGCGCUGUCGAAGGAGGAGCUGGAGGCGUGGGGAGGAGCCGUCGCUCCGGCACAGGGCAACAAUGGCGGUGGUGGCGGAGCCGGUACUGGUGAUAAAGGGGGGAAGAAGGCGCAGAAUGCUCAGAAGCUCCUAGCAAAGUUGAAAGAGGAUAAUCCGGGGCGUAGGUUGGACAAGUGGAAGAUGGUGCCGGCGGUGGAUAAGGCGCUGCGGGCGGCGCCGGAUGCCAAGUGGUUUGUCUUCGUGGAGCCGGACACAUACGUUCUGUGGGCGAACUUGGUAGAAUGGCUACAAAUGUUCGACGCGGACGCGCCGUGGUAUCUGGGUGAGCCGGAGCAGGUUGGUGCAGAUGUAUUUGCAAAUGGUGGCGCCGGUGUGGUAUUGAGUGUCGAGGCUGCGAGAAAAGUGAGCACGUUGUAUAAGGAGAACGCCGAGCGCGUUGAGAGGAUUACGGCGAGUCGUCCGAAUGGCCCUGCUGCACUGGGGAGGGUAUUGAAAGAAGUCGGCGUGCCGUUGACAUGGUCGUGGCCGAAUUUACAAAGUGGCAGCCCGUCCCAGAUGGAUUGGGGUGAAGCAAGACAUGAAUUUGGCAGGCUGUGGUGCCAUCGCGCGGUCAGCUAUCACGGUCUCUCAACGGAUGAGAUCGAUUAUUUGUACACUGCAGAGCAAGCCGCCAGAGCAGCGGGCACCCCUCUGACCCACCAUAGCCACGUCUUUCAAGACUUCGUCAUGUCGCAGCUCUCAUCCCUCAAGCCCAACUGGGAUAACUUCGCCGAUCGCAAGACGUUCCGCAAGCUCACUAAGAAAGGCCUCAAGAGCGGCAGGCGCAUCAAGAACUGGGGCGAUUGCCGUCUCGAAUGUGACCAGUACGGCAACUGCAUUGGCUUCUCGUGGAUCGGAAAAGAGUGCAGGUUUAAUACGAAGUUCCAGUUGGGUCAGAAGAAUACCACGAGCAGUGGCGAUGGUAAAAUCUUGACAAGCGGCUUCAUGACGGACAGGGUGGAUUGGAUGAUCAGGUGGCUUGAAGAUGAAUCGUGCAGGAAAUGGGAAGAGUGGGUUCUGCCAGUGCCAUUUGAUAGCACUGUUGACGAAGAGGAUGAUUAA
Molecule: messenger RNA, 1581 nt
Organism: Lasiodiplodia theobromae
Lineage: Eukaryota; Fungi; Ascomycota; Dothideomycetes; Botryosphaeriales; Botryosphaeriaceae
Product: Fringe-like protein
Exons: 2
Coding region: 1-1581 (526 amino acids)
Cellular component (GO): membrane
Molecular function (GO): glycosyltransferase activity
Source: RefSeq, a predicted model, not a curated record